GACAGGACGGUGCUUGCGUUGCGUGUUCUAAGUUUUAUCCAGUUUCAGUUGAUAGCUAUCGGAAUUGCAAUCGGAGGUGGAGUGCAGAUGGGGAAAUCCACAGCUUUCAAGGAAACUUUCUCAUUUGAGGAACGAUGCCAGGAAUCACAAGACAUCGUUGCCAGAUAUCCCGAUCGACUUCCUGUGGUAGUGGAGAGGUAUACUAAAACCGACCUUCCUGAGAUGGAGAAGAAGAAAUACUUGGUACCGCGGGACAUGUCGAUUGGCCAAUUUAUUCACAUACUUAGCGGCAGGCUCCAUCUGUCUCCUGGAAAGGCCCUCUUCAUAUUUGUGGACAACACAUUGCCUCAGACAUCGAGCUUGAUAGAGUCGGUGUACGAAUCAUUUAAGGAUGAAGAUGGGUUCUUGUACAUGUGCUACAGCAGUGAGAAAACCUUUGGCAACAAUCUGUAUUAAUUAAGUACUACUCAAGUAUGAUGUUGCAACUAUUUUAUCUGUAAAUGUGAAGGAUUAUUAUUAAUAAUGUGUGUAUUUGUUACUUGUCAUGUCUAAGUUGUAGCUUUCUUUGCCAUCAACUAUGUACAAGCCAGUUGUUGGUUUGGAAGGACCAUGGUAUGCAUUGUAAGAAAAUAAAAUUAGGUUUGAUGGUGUAAAUGGUUCUUGAAAAGC
This is a messenger RNA of Cynara cardunculus var. scolymus (artichoke), 669 nucleotides long. Its product is annotated as autophagy-related protein 8i-like. Lineage: Eukaryota; Viridiplantae; Streptophyta; Magnoliopsida; Asterales; Asteraceae. The record is from RefSeq and is a predicted model, not a curated record. The transcript is spliced from 5 exons. The coding region runs from base 88 to 456 and encodes 122 amino acids. Gene Ontology annotation, biological process: cellular response to nitrogen starvation.